CGUAGAUCACGUAUUUCCUCUUGUAAACAAUAAUUUAUAGUGCGCAAUGAAAUGAAAAAUGUUUGGAUUUGUUGUUUGAAUAUAAAUUAAUACCCAGAAAAGCAAUUUUAAUAUCACAUUAAUAGCCUGUUGCAUAUGUACCGUUCCACAACUUCAUACCUUUUCUAGGUUAUACCUAUUGACUUUUAAUAAAUGAACGAACAAUAAUGGCUUUGGCUGGGAUAAAAGUGCUUGAACUAGCUGGGCUUGCACCCACACCUUUUGCUGGGAUGAUCUUGGCUGAUUUUGGUGCAAAGGUCGUUCGUUUAGAUCGAAUUGUUGAAAGUACCCCUGACACAAUGGCAAGGGGGAAACGUUCUAUUUGUGUUGAUUUAAAGCAAGCAGAUGGUGUAAAUGUGGUCAGAAAACUUGCCAAGAAAUCUGACGUUUUGAUCGAACCAUUUCGACCAGGUAUAAUGGAAAAGCUUGGCCUUGGCCCUGCAAGGUUAUUGGAAGAAAAUCCACGGCUAGUUUAUGUUCGUUUGAGUGGUUUCGGGCAAAAUGGUCCAUACAGGAAUAAAGCUGGGCAUGAUAUUAAUUAUAUCGCAACUUCUGGUGUGUUGUCCAUGCUGAGACGUAAAGAUGAAAAACCUACAGCUCCUGUCAAUUUGUUGGCUGAUUUUGCAGGUGGAGGACUAACCUCAGCAUUUGGUGUUGUUACUGCUUUGUUUGAAAGGGAAAGAUCUGGAAAAGGUCAAGUUAUUGACGCAAACAUGGUCGAGGGGUCAGCGUACGUCUCGUCAUUUUUGUUUUGCAAUCGCUUUUUGAUGCCGAAUCCACCGGGUGAGAACAUACUUGACACCGCAGCUCCAUUUUACGACACGUAUCAAACCAAGGACGGAAAGUUUGUUUCUGUUGGUGCUAUUGAACCAAAGUUUUACAACAGGUUUAUUGAAGGAUUAAAGUUAAAAUUAGAUCCUGGCAACCAAAUGAAGAUGGAUGAAUGGCCUCGAACAAAAGAGAUCAUUCGUCAUGCGAUUCUUCAACACACGAGGGCAGAGUUGAGCGAAAUAUUCAGCGAUGAUGACAACUGUGUGAUGCCUGUCUUAGAUUAUGAUGAAGUUACUUCAGACCCUCAUAACAAUGAACGCCGAUCUUUUUUCACUGAUCCGAGUGGAAAACAUAUCCCCAUACCAGCCCCACGCCUAUCUAGAACUCCUGGAACCCCAGACAGGGGUGCGCAGCCCAUGGUAGGGGCGCAUACACGUGAAGUCCUUACUGAGUAUGGCUUCUCCGGACAAGAUAUUAAUCAUUUGCUUAAAAUUGGUGCUGUGCAUGAUACUAAUAGAAGCAAAUUAUAAUUCAAAUUUUGUUGUUGGUUUUGUAUGGUAUGCCUAAUUACUGUGUGCACUAUUAAUUUAUUAUUAAUUUGUUGAAAUUUACUGCUGACUGCUAUGUGUUUAUUCUAAUAAAACUUCAAAAACCUUUUCAAUACGGCAGCGUUUCUUUCAUUUCAUGAAAAUAUUUUACACGGAAUCGCCAUAUUUUUCUUAUGAAUUAGUGGCACAAUUUAGGAAUAAUUAGAAAAUCUGAUAGAUAAUAUUUAAACCUGUUUACAUUUUUUCGUUAUAUACAUUUAAAAUUACUGUUCUUAAACUGUUGCUCUGUUCUUUCUAUCUAAUUAUGACCUAUAAAAAUUAAUAAAUAAGAGAUCAAAAA
Messenger RNA from Ciona intestinalis (vase tunicate), 1698 nucleotides. Its product is annotated as alpha-methylacyl-CoA racemase-like. The record is from RefSeq and is a predicted model, not a curated record. Gene Ontology annotation, biological process: bile acid metabolic process. Lineage: Eukaryota; Metazoa; Chordata; Ascidiacea; Phlebobranchia; Cionidae. Gene Ontology annotation, molecular function: alpha-methylacyl-CoA racemase activity. Gene Ontology annotation, cellular component: mitochondrion.